ACACAUCUUGCAUGGACUUUUGCUUUCAAUAGUGCCUCUAAGUGUUUUUAAAGUGAUUUUUAAAAAGUGCUUUAAAUUAUUUAAAUUAUUUGGAAUUUCUCUUAAUUUCUUCCAAUUGUUGCUAAAUAAUUAUAUUACAUUUAUGCAUUCUACAUUACUAAAAAAUUGAGAUAUUUGAAAAAUUGGAAAAAAAUGAUUGUGAGGUUUUCGAAAGUAAAUUAAAAAGUGCAAAUAAAAUAAGAAUGUCGCUGAUGAAUUUCAUUUCCAAGAAAAAGGAAAAUUGUCUCUCCUUGAUUUUUUAAGUUCUAGGCAAAACUAUAUUGUGUCGUUUAUUUUAAAACGACUAAUUCUUUUACGUGCAGUUUCUCUUUAAGUUUUACAUAUGAUCUCGGCAAUACCAGGGUUAAAGUUUUUUCAUCUGCAACCAGUUGUCAUUGUUACGAGAGAAAUUUUUUUAUUUUAAAUCUAAGUAUUACUUGAAAAAAUCGAAAACUUGUCACAUUCUUAUAAUCAUGGGAAUAACUGGGACUCAUGUAAUAGAAGCUCCUGAUCAUUCUGAAAAGAAGAACGUGGCUACGAAUGUCUCUACUCAAGUUCAUCAUGUGUCUAGGACAAAACGAGGUCAAGCCUGUGGGUCAGUUCGAGGUUUUAGAGGCUGCACUGUUUGGCUAACUGGAUUAUCUGGAGCUGGAAAAACAUCGAUUGCUUUUCAGGUCGAAGAUCAUCUGGUUUCUCAUGGUAUUUCGGCUUACGGUUUGGAUGGAGAUAACGUUCGAACUGGAUUAAAUCGAAAUUUGGGAUUCAGCAAAGAAGACCGAGAAGAAAAUGUUCGAAGGGUUGCUGAAGUGGCAAAACUUUUUUCUGAUUCAGGCGUAAUUACUCUUUGCAGUUUUGUCUCUCCUUUUGAAGAAGAUCGACAAAUUGCUAGAAGACUCCACGAGGAUUCAAAUUUGCCAUUUUUUGAAAUUUUUGUAGAUGCCCCUCUGAGAGUUUGUGAAGCUCGAGAUGUCAAGGGCCUUUAUAAAAGAGCCAGACAAGGAGCAAUUAGAGGAUUCACUGGAAUAGACCAAUCCUAUGAAAAACCAGUAAGGCCAGAUCUUGUAGUCGAUACGGAAAAUUUUACACUAGAAGAAUGCACCAAGAUGGUUCUGGAGUUUUUGGAACAACGAGGAAUUCUUCCUCAAAUUUCCAAACCUGGAGAACCAGUUCCAGAACUUUUUGUUCCGGUCGAAAAAUUGUCGGAUGCGAGAAAAGAAGUUGAAAGUUUAGUAUCUGUUGAGGUCAAUGAAGUUGAUGUUCAGUGGAUUCAAGUCCUUGCUGAGGGAUGGGCGGCACCUUUAAAAGGCUUUAUGAGAGAGGAUCAAUUUCUUCAGACCCAGCACUUUAAUUUCUUGACAAUCGAUGGAGCUGAAGUAAACCAAUCAAUUCCAAUCGUCUUGGCAGUCAGGACGAUCGACAAGGAACGUCUUCAGGAAUCAAGUUCAAUCGUUCUGAAAUAUAAAGAAAAAGCUUUGGCAAUCAUGAGAAAUCCGGAAUUUUUUUAUCAUCGCAAAGAAGAAAGAUGUUCGAGACAAUUUGGAACAAGUGAUUCUCAACAUCCCUAUGUCAAAAUGAUAUUUGAUUCUGGAGAUUGGCUUGUGGGAGGCGAGCUAGAAGUUCUGGAAAGAAUUAAAUGGAAUGAUGGAUUGGAUCAUUACAGACUAACUCCUAAUGAAAUCAGAGCGAAGUGUCGGGAAGCUGGAGCUGAUGCUGUUUUUGCCUUCCAACUCAGAAAUCCAAUCCAUAAUGGACAUGCGCUUCUUAUGCAGGAUACGAGAAAACAUCUUUUGGAAGAGAGAGGAUUCAAAAAACCAGUUUUGCUUUUGCAUCCUUUGGGAGGCUGGACCAAAGAGGAUGAUGUUCCUCUUCAAGUAAGAAUUCAGCAGCAUCAAGCAGUUUUAGAAGAUGGGGUUUUGCAUCCAGACACGCUCUUGGCUAUAUUUCCUAGCCCAAUGAUGUAUGCUGGACCGACAGAGGUUCAAUGGCACGCCAAGGCUAGAAUGAACGCUGGGGCAAAUUUUUACAUCGUUGGACGAGAUCCUGCAGGAAUGCCUCAUCCAGAUAAGUCUUCAGUCCCUGAUGGUAAUCUUUACGACGCUACUCAUGGAGCCAGGGUCCUCUCAAUGGCUCCAGGACUUCAGAAUCUCGAAAUUAUACCCUUCAAGGUUGCAGCUUAUGAUACUAAAUGUAAAAAAAUGGCUUUCUUCGAUCCUCAAAGAAAAAAAGAUUUCGAUUUUAUAUCGGGCACUAGAAUGCGCGGGUUGGCAAAAUCUGGUGAAAAUCCACCUGAAGGAUUUAUGGCUCCACGAGCCUGGCAGAUUCUCUCUGGAUAUUAUCAAAAUGCAAACAAGUUCUGAUAAGCACUUGAGUAACUUUGACCUAGAAAUAGAAUAAAACUCCGAACGAAUUAUAAAUAAUUUAUUAUGAACUAAGACUUGAAU
Messenger RNA from Belonocnema kinseyi, 2480 nucleotides. Its product is annotated as bifunctional 3'-phosphoadenosine 5'-phosphosulfate synthase. Gene Ontology annotation, molecular function: sulfate adenylyltransferase (ATP) activity; ATP binding; adenylylsulfate kinase activity. Lineage: Eukaryota; Metazoa; Arthropoda; Insecta; Hymenoptera; Cynipidae. The record is from RefSeq and is a predicted model, not a curated record. Bases 513 to 2396 code for a protein of 627 amino acids. Gene Ontology annotation, biological process: sulfate assimilation; 3'-phosphoadenosine 5'-phosphosulfate biosynthetic process. The transcript has 8 exons.